AAAGGAGGGACGCAUCAAGGCAGGUGGGCGCUCAUGCAAGAGGAGAAAGCCAGUAAGCAGAGGCAAAUUCACUCAGAACAACUGGGCUGGUUGGUGCAGAUAAAGAAGAGGUUGGUGCAAGCUAUACGAGCAAGCCAUGCCAAGCUGAUGGACUAACAACAGCUGACAGGAGGACUAUGUGUUGAGGAUCGCCUCUUGAAUUUUUAACUACUUGGAGCCCACUGAUAUUCCUUCUUUGGCUGUUGGUGGACGUUGCUUUAGCAAUGGGGAGGAAGAAGAUUCAAAUCACCCGUAUUGUUGAUGAGAGGAACCGACAGGUGACUUUCAUGAAGAGAAAGUUUGGCCUGAUGAAGAAGGCCUACGAGUUGAGCGUUCUGUGUGACUGUGAAAUUGCCCUCAUCAUCUUCAAUGGCUCCAACAAGCUAUUUCAGUAUGCCAGUACUGACAUGGACAAAGUCCUGCUGAAGUACACGGAGUACAACGAACCCCACGAGAGCAGAACCAACUCUGACAUCGUAGAGGCGCUGAACAAGAAGGAGCACAGAGGCUGCGACAGCCCUGAUGCAGACGCAUCCUACGUCCUCACUCCUAAUACUGAAGAAAAAUACAAGAAGAUUAAUGAGGAGUUUGACAACAUGAUGAAGACUCACAAAAUUUCCACAGGACAACAGCAGCAGCACUUCAUGCAUGUAGCACCAGGCAGCAUGGCCUACAGUCACAGUGCAGGAGGAGGAGGGGCAACUUCCCAGGCACUAGCUGCAGCCACAGCAGCUCUGGCUGACAGCGGGAUCCUCGCCUCACCUCACACGCACCUCCACAGAAACAUAAACUCCUCACAAAGAGCUCCGAACACUGGAGGUGAAGGUGGUCUCCAGGGUAGUUCCGAGCUGGCUCUGCAAAAUGGAUCAGGACCCACUGUGAAUGGAUUUGGAAAGAUUCUGCCACCAAAAUCUCCUCCUCCUCUUCCACCUCAUGGGAACAGCCUGGUCCCCACCAGCCGCAAGACAGACCUCCGGGUUGUCAUCCCUCAGUCCAAAGGAAUGAUGCAAACGCUGAAUAACCAAAGGAUGAGUGGCAGUCAGUCCAGUCAGCCUCUGUCCACACCAGUGGUCUCUAUCACCACACCCAGUCUGCCUCACCAGAGUCUGGUCUACGCUGGCAUUGGCUCUGCCUACAACAACGAUUACUCCCUGAACAGUGCAGAGUUGUCAGGCUUCAGCUCCGCUGCAGGCCACUCUCUGAGCUCCAUGGCAGCGUGGGAGCAACAGCAGCUGAGCUCCAUGGGGUCAGGAAACUCCAGUAUCCCCAUCAGCACCAAUCAUAACAUCAACAUCAAAGCUGAGCCCAUCUCUCCGCCCCGUGACCACCUCAGCCAGUCCGCAUACAUGACCCAUCCACACGCUCACCCGCAUCCUCACUCCUCCGCGUCCUCAUCAGUUCGAGCAGAAAUGGGGAGGUCCCCCUCCGACAGCAUCGGCUCUUCCUGCAGCUCCCACGAGGGUGGCAGUGACCGGGAAGAGCUGCAGCGGCCGGACUUCCACUCGCUUCCUGCGAGUCGGUCGGAGGGCAGGGAGAGUCCGACAGUCAAGCGACUCCGAAUGGACAGCUGGGUGACAUAGACCCCGGAGCCACAUGAAGACGGAGCGCCGGGACAACAACAGGAAGGACACUGUUAUGCAAAUGAAAUGUGGUUUUUAUUGAUGUGCUCUGCUGACUUUUCUUUAAAUUGAUAUAUAUAUAUAUUUUUUUUUUUUUCGGUUGUUCAGAAUUUCUUGAGAAGGGCUGAACAAUAUUAGUCUGAACAUUCUGGAUCUGAAAAACAUGAAAAAAAAAACAGUGGUACUUCAUAUAAUCUUCUUUUACAAACAACUAAAGCUUUGCAGAUUAAACAUCUGGGUCCAGCUGCAGUACAGUUCCAGUGUAGUACAAUUAUUUCCACAUGCAGUGGGAUAUAGAGUUAAAAAAGCAUAACUACCAGUCUUUAAUUCAUAAGCGGUUAAAGUUACUGGGUGUCAACCAUUUCAUUUCUGAUCUUCUCAGGGUUUAAACCAUUGAAUGAGUCCAUCGUGAAAGCAAUACUCCCUCCACAUCAUCAUCAUCAUCAUCAUCACCUCUGUUACUCCUCUUUAUAAAAACAUUUAUUUAUAUCAGCCAAAGCAGUAUACUGUUUUCUAUGUUGUGUGUGUUUUUAUAUUGUGCACAGAAUAAUACAAUAUUUGAUUCAGAUUUAAAACCGGAAGCCAUGGACACUUGUGUAUGUACUACCAAAACAUGUCACUAUUGUUUGUAUAUA
Molecule: messenger RNA, 2293 nt
Organism: Archocentrus centrarchus (flier cichlid)
Lineage: Eukaryota; Metazoa; Chordata; Actinopteri; Cichliformes; Cichlidae
Product: myocyte-specific enhancer factor 2A-like
Exons: 10
Coding region: 264-1619 (451 amino acids)
Biological process (GO): cell differentiation; positive regulation of transcription by RNA polymerase II
Molecular function (GO): histone deacetylase binding; protein dimerization activity; RNA polymerase II cis-regulatory region sequence-specific DNA binding
Source: RefSeq, a predicted model, not a curated record